Hyaena hyaena (striped hyena) is the source of this 276-nucleotide messenger RNA. It is a transcript of the gene FAM240A, whose product is annotated as family with sequence similarity 240 member A. Bases 1 to 276 code for a protein of 91 amino acids. NCBI's taxonomy places the organism in Eukaryota, Metazoa, Chordata, Mammalia, Carnivora, Hyaenidae. The transcript has 2 exons. The record is from RefSeq and is a predicted model, not a curated record.
AUGAACAAUCAGUACGUCCGCCGGGAAAUCUUCUGCGGAAAUACCUGCCAUGACCUCAAGCGCUUCUGGGAACGGGAGAUCGGCAAGCAGACCUACUACCGAGAAUCCGAGGAGUAUCGCCUGGGAAAAAGUGCCCUGAGAAAGCUUAGAGAAGAAUGGAGGCAGAGACUGGAGGCAAAGCUGAGACUUCAGAACAGCCCAGAUGAGGCCAAAAAGCGGGCCAACAUUGGCCGGGAGUGUCUCGCUUCGUCAACACAAGAGGAUUCAAAGCACUGA